GAGGAGGAGAAGAAGGAGGAGUGUGUGUUCAGUCAGUCAGUCAGGAGGACCGGAGGAGCGGAGUCCCAGCGGCAGUUUAGGAGAGUCUGAGCGGGGAAAUCUACAUCCAAAUACGGGAGAACUCAUGAUGAGUUGGGGAACGGAGCUCUGGGACCAGUUUGAUAAUCUGGACAAACACUCUCAGUGGGGGAUCGACUUUCUUGAGCGUUAUGCAAAGUUUGUCAAGGAGAGGCUGGACAUAGAGCAAAACUACGCCAAGCAGCUACGGAACUUGGUGAAGAAAUACUGUCCAAAACGUGCUAAAGAUGAGGAGCCGAGGUUCACAUCAUGUCUGUCCUUCUACUCCGUACUGAAUGAACUCAACGACUAUGCCGGUCAGAGGGAGGUGGUGGCGGAGGAGAUGGCUCACAAGGUGUACGGAGAGCUGAUGAGGUACAGCCAAGACCUCAAAGCUGAGAGGAAGCACCAUCUACAGGAGGGCAGGAAGGCCCAGCAGCAUUUGGAUCAUUGCUGGAAACAGAUGGACAAUAGUAAAAAGAAGUUUGAGAGAGAGUGUCGAGAAGCAGAGAAAUCCCAGAUCACCUACGAUCGGUUAGAUAAUGACAUCAACGCCACCAAAUCAGAGGUGGAGAAGGCCAAAUCCCAGUUCUACCUGCGCACUCACAUGGCCGAUGAGAGUAAGAACGAGUAUGCUGCUCAGCUGCAGAACUUCAACGCGGAGCAGUGGAAACAUUUUAACAACGCCAUACCACACAUCUUCAAGAAUCUGCAGGACAUGGACGAACGUCGGACGGUGAAGCUCGGAGAGACGUACCGGUGCUUUGCUGAGGCAGAACGGAGAGUCAUUCCUAUCGUCUCCAAAUGUCUAGAAGGAAUGGUUUCUGCUGCAAAAGCUGUCGAUAUGCGAAGGGAUUCAGGCAUCGUCGUGGAGUCGUUCAAGUCGGGCUUUGAACCUCCAGGCGACUUCCCCUUCGAAGACUUUAGUCAGAAUCUGAGCAGAACAGGUUCAGAUGGGACCAUUAGCAACACACCCAAAGGAGACCGAGACCGAGAGAAAGACGGGGCCCCGGGGCCACGACCCGACCCCAAACACCCUAUGAGCAGAACCAAGAACAAGCUGUGGCUGUUUGGGAAGAAACCAAAGGCCCCAUCUCUGGAGGAUUUCAGCCACUUACCCCCCGAGCAGAGGAGGAAGAGGUUGCAGCAGAAGAUCGACGAACUCAGCAAAGAGCUCCAGAAAGAGAUCGAUCAGAGAGAUGCACUGAACAAGAUGAAGGACGUGUAUGAGAAGAAUCCACAGAUGGGAGACCCCAUCAGCCUGCAGCCCAAAAUAUCAGAGACCAUAUGUAACAUGGAGAAGCUGCGCUCGGAAAUCCACAGAAACGAGACUUGGUUAUCUGAGGUGGAGGGAAAGCAGAGCUCCCGAGGAGACAGAAGACACAGCGCUGACAACCACCAUCACACUCCUCAAGGCAGAGAGAGUCCUGAGGGCAGUUAUACAGAUGACACCAGUCAGGAGCAUCACACACCUCAAGUCCGGUCAAGCAGCGGUCCUCCAAAGCCCGGACCGCCCAACCCAGACCCGCACGAGUUUGAUGACGAAUUUGAUGACGACGACCCGCUGCCCGUCAUCGGACACUGCAAAGCGCUCUACUCCUUCGAUGGUCAGAACGAGGGGACACUGGUGAUGGCAGAAGACGAGGUGUUGUACAUCAUCGAGGAGGACAAAGGCGACGGCUGGACGAGGGCGAGGAAGCAGGGCGGAGAGGAGGGCUACGUCCCCACCUCCUACGUAGAAAUCACCAUGGAGAGAAACAGCAAAGGUGCUGUCACCUACAUCUGAAGCUAACACUGUCCUCUCAUCCUGUCUGUCGUCCUCUCCAUCCUCCCUGCUUUCUGUUCCUCAAAAUAACACUACAAAAGGAAAAAAAAAAAAAAGACUGCAUCUCAACACCCGCAUGGACAUUCAUCUGUUUUCUGAUUUCCAUCCCGUCUAUCUGUCUUGUUUAUCCCUCUAACCCUGUAACCAUUCGUCCUCCUCUCAUAUCUGUGGGACUGGUGUUUCAGAGGUGAGUGUCUAAGCACAGAGACAAAUAGGAAAAACGUAUUUUAUGGUGUUUGAGUGAUUUCGUAUGUUGAAUAUGAGGCCUGUGUGUGAGAGUGUGUGUGUAUUGAAGAUGUCUCUACUGCUGUUUUAAGCCUCAUGCCGAGGCUACACCACUUCUUAUCGAUCAAAGUGUUUAAGUUUUAUGUAAUAUAUUAGAAACAAUUUAUUUUUAAAUAUUUCUUUUUUAAACUGAUUUUACGCUCUUUGGAUUCGUGUGUCGACAUAAUUCGAAGCUGUUCUGAUUUCAUCUGUUUUUAUUUUUGUCUGAUUGCUCUGUGUGUGUGUGUGUGUGUGUGUGUGUGUGUGUGUGUGUGUGUGUGUGUGUGUACGUGCACAUUUGUUUUUUUUUCUGUGUUACCUGUGCCAUCACACUAAAGGUGGAACUACACUUCCAGAGGUUGGUCUGGUUUCAGCCUCGGUAGUAUUUUAUCAUACAGUUACAGGAGUUUGGCUGAUUUGGUCUUUUUGAUAUUGUCUGUCCUUUCAGAGCAGAGCUGGAGGUUUUAAAGGAUUAGGCUGCUGUUAUUCUUCAUUUAUAUUUAUUGUCAACAAAUCCCAUGAAAAGAGCAAAACCAACAAUGUGUUAGUUUGUCAAUACUUCAUGAGUUUCCUACCCUGUCUGUGGCCCACUGGUUCCUACUGAAGACGGAAAUCUUUAAAAACAGGUCACAAAUAUAUAGUUUCAUUUUUAAAACAGCUGGUUGAUGAAGUUUUUAAGCAAACAUUAAUAAAACUGUAGUAAAUAGUUCAUUUUUGGGACUAUUUUCAGUUGCAGCCAAUACAUUUUAUAUAAACUGUGACCUGCAUUGGACCCUGAGGCAGCUGUCGGAGUGAGAUAACUUUUCUAGAAACUGCUGAACUGUAUACUGUAAGUUGCAAGGCCAAAAUAUGCAAAUAAAAUCUAAUGCUAAUAUAAUAUAAUCAUUUUAAACGAAAUUGAUUUUGGUAUCAUAUUUAAACUCUAAAUUCAUCCAGAUUAAGACAUUAAUUAUUUAAUCAGAUGAGUGUUUUCCUCUGUGGAGUUAGUCAUUGGUACAUGACUCGUUCGACUGGUCUGCACCGCUCGUGAAUUUUAUUCAGGAGAAAUGCCAAUUAUGAGAAAAUUCAUCUAACACAUGCAGAACAAAUCUAUUCGUUGUGUGUUUUUGCAUGAAGUCUAAUGUCGUCUUGUGACCUCAAAUCACAGGUUAUGGCCUUUGUGUGGACACGAGUUGUGAACGGAUUUAUCGGACUGUUUUAUUUGAAAGAUUUUUAAAGAAGAAAUCAAAGUAUCCAAUAUUUCAUAAGGAAAUACAUAAAUAAGAUAAGUCAGAAAAAAUAAAUAUAGUUUUGUGUAUCAGAAAUAUAAGUUAUUCUUUCUUAUCCUUUUUUUCAUCUGGUGACCCCCUCAGAGUUUUCUUGGGACCCUUUGAGGGGUCCCGACUCCCAGGUGGGGAAUUUUCUAGUGAGUAUUUCUGGCAGCACAGAGGAAUAAGAAAUACACAGAUAAUACUUGUUAGUAAGAUCAAUCCAUUGUUGGUUUUGUUUUUUUUAUGGUAAACUAUAAGAAUAUAUAUAUAUAUCAACAGCCGUAUUCUUUAAUUCUAAAUUUAGAAACCUCCAGUAAGGAUAUAAAGUUAGCAGAGGUGUGCAAUGUGAAAAUGGUUUCAUCACUUCAGUUAAAUGAGCCUGUAAGAAUAAUUCUCUCUCUGACAAAUCAUGUAUUUUACAUUAUCUUGCACUCAUAAACCGACUGUUCUUAGUCAUUGUUUGAGUCACUGAUUAAAAACCGCUCUGAGCAUUAGAGUUUCCGUUGGUAUCCAUGAUAUAGUCUAAUCCUCUACUGUAGAUGUUUCACAGUAGCUGAACAUCUCAAUAUAAUCAUGUUUGAAGAGUUGUUGUUGCAGCCGACACCUUGUAGUACAAUCCUGGCACCCAAUACAGAGAACAGCUAAGUUGAA
Sebastes umbrosus (honeycomb rockfish) is the source of this 4047-nucleotide messenger RNA. RefSeq names its product formin binding protein 1-like (gene fnbp1l). Gene Ontology annotation, biological process: signal transduction. Lineage: Eukaryota; Metazoa; Chordata; Actinopteri; Perciformes; Sebastidae. Bases 125 to 1843 code for a protein of 572 amino acids. The record is from RefSeq and is a predicted model, not a curated record. The transcript has 15 exons. Gene Ontology annotation, molecular function: protein binding.